Molecule: messenger RNA, 604 nt
Organism: Polyodon spathula (Mississippi paddlefish)
Lineage: Eukaryota; Metazoa; Chordata; Actinopteri; Acipenseriformes; Polyodontidae
Gene: rpl23a
Product: ribosomal protein L23a
Exons: 5
Coding region: 84-551 (155 amino acids)
Biological process (GO): translation; ribosomal large subunit assembly
Cellular component (GO): cytosolic large ribosomal subunit; ribosome
Molecular function (GO): structural constituent of ribosome; rRNA binding
Source: RefSeq, a predicted model, not a curated record
UACAUGUGUACUCUCGCGAGAUCUCCUCUCCAGCCCCUGUGAUAUACUGUGAGAAACCCCGUCCGACCUCCCUUUCCCGCAAGAUGGCUCCGAAGGCGAAGAAGGAAGCUGUCCCUGCCAAAACAGAGGCCAAAUCCAAGGCCCUGAAGGCGAAGAAGUCUGUGCUGAAGGGAGUGCACAGCCACAAGAAAAAGAAGAUCCACACGACCCCCACCUUCAGGAGACCCAAGACACUGAGACUGAGGAGGCAACCCAAGUACCCAAAGAAGAGUGCUCCCAGGAGGAACAAGCUUGAUCACUAUGCCAUCAUCAAGUACCCUCUCACCACUGAGUCAGCCAUGAAGAAGAUUGAGGACAACAAUACCCUUGUGUUCAUUGUAGCUGUCAAGGCUAACAAGCAUCAGAUCAAGCAUGCGGUCAAGAAGCUGUACGACAUUGAUGUGGCCAAGGUCAACACACUGAUCAGGCCUGAUGGUGAAAAGAAGGCUUACGUACGUCUUGCUCCAGACUACGAUGCUUUGGAUGUUGCCAACAAAAUUGGCAUCAUCUAAACUGUCCAUCAUGGAAUGUACAGAUAAAAAUAAAGUUUAUAGAAGUUUCACAA